AAAAAGAAAAAACGGGAGUACUAAAACCUACCGCGCGCUGUGACGUAUCUUCCGUGCUCUGAUUUUUCCACCACGUGUUGGGACCACACACUCGACUUCAAUCGUGUGGCGCGAUGCUCCCUCCUAUCUUUUUCCUUCCUGCAUGAUGCACAACAGCCGUGGACGUCUCGCACUCACAAUACAAACAAGCCGUGCCAAUCCGCUGAGGCCUGGCUCCGUGCCAGCAGAGCAAGCCUCGCGCGCGGACGGGCGCUCCAUUCGACGUGUAUCGUUUCUUCUCAAGGCCGGGGACGCCCUGCCGAGGCGCGUGAUAGCAUUGCCCCUGGCAGCUCCGGCGACCGAAGUCACGUGCGCGCAUGCAUCUUCCGCGUGCGUCUCGCGCAGACGCGCACUGCGCGGACGUCUGCCGCACUUCUCGCCGAACCCUCUCUCGGUGGUGAGUUGCGUUGUGCUGUUGCAAGGUGUUUUCUGCUCACAGUGCCGAGAAAUGGUUCGCCUGUGCCGCCGCUGUUUGGUUCCGGCCGUGCUCUGGCUGGCGUGCCUGCUGUGCACGCUCCAGAUGCUCGCCGCAUUCGUCGGCCACGCGGAGGAGGCUCCCCUGAAGGGCGACCAGUCUCGGGAGGCCCGCAGGCUGCGACCCCGGCACGUGGGGGGCGAGACCGAGGUGCGCGGCCGUACCUACCAAAGGCACGGGGCCGAACCGCUGGACGCCCGGCACCGCGAGCUGCACUCGGAAAGGCUGCGGCUCAACAGGCUUGCCCGACCGCACCUGGUGGCCCGCAGGCAGAUAUUCAGUGAGUAUGUAAAUGGCGCACAGGCUAAAGUGCACGCUAUACUCUGUUUCAGUAGUUCCGUGCAGCAGAGCCAACGACCUGCGAGUGCAGAUAUUCUUGUGCUUCGAGAUGCAUUGGCAUAGUUCGGAACCCGUUGGACGACUACAUGACCUUGAUAAAUGGUCUUGUUGGCAGGUGUUUUUUAAUUGGAAGCUUCCUUGAAGUGUAUUGCAUGAUUUUAUUUCGUUCUUUAAUUAAAUACUUAUUGAGGCUCUAUAUGAUACUGAAAAUUGAGUUCUCCACUUGUUUCCAAUCAAAACGUGCAGAGAGCAAAAAAGAAGUACAAACAAUUAAUUGAUUGGACAAUGGCUAAAUCCAUCAGUGUAGUCGCUACAACUACAACACCGUGAAGGACUCCUUCUUGGUUAGUGCUUCAUCCUUCGCGAAAAUGGCGUCCACAGACUCGCUUAGCUGUGUAGAAUCCUUACACGCUCCUCCUGUGCGCGAAAGGAAC
Molecule: messenger RNA, 1287 nt
Organism: Dermacentor silvarum
Lineage: Eukaryota; Metazoa; Arthropoda; Arachnida; Ixodida; Ixodidae
Exons: 2
Coding region: 143-916 (257 amino acids)
Source: RefSeq, a predicted model, not a curated record